This is a messenger RNA of Silurus meridionalis, 5267 nucleotides long. RefSeq names its product family with sequence similarity 189 member B (gene entrep3). Gene Ontology annotation, cellular component: membrane. The coding region runs from base 1116 to 3272 and encodes 718 amino acids. The record is from RefSeq and is a predicted model, not a curated record. NCBI's taxonomy places the organism in Eukaryota, Metazoa, Chordata, Actinopteri, Siluriformes, Siluridae. The transcript has 14 exons.
UUUUUGGCCUAUCACUACAGUUGGUUCACUCUGAUCGCGCAAUGCAUCACGGAUGUGCAUGCCCGUCGGACGCAUUUCUCACAUCCCUAUUGGCUCCCGUGCAGAAGCAGAGCGUCGCUGAGCAACCGCCCUCGUGCAGCAUCAGCACCGAAGUCAAGGCGAGUGCCGCAUUGCAUUGAGCAAAUCGCACGAGUUCUCGCGUGCGCCGUGACGCGCUUAUCCGGGGCUUUUUAGUUUUCUGUCUCUUUUUUUUUUUAAUUUGUAGAUUGGGUGUGUGGGGGGGGGCAUUAAAGAGAAAGUGUGUUCGCUUGUGUAGGGUAAGAGCAACGUGAGACAGGGUUAACGCGACUGGGUAUGUACGUGAUGAGAACGUGAGCGCGCACGGACGAGUCCGCAUAUGGCGGCGAUGACGUAGCGCGCAGCAGAUGCCCACGUCCGGGAUCCGGACAGGGACACGAGAGAGAAAGGGGGUAAAAAAAAAAAUGUAAAAAAAAAAAAAAAAAACCCAAGCGAUAUAUUAGAAGAUACCAAGUUUACGGAUUAUAGAUCUCCGGUAUGUUUUUCUUUUUUAAUUAUUUGAUUUUAUUUUUCUUAAUGAGGCGUCUUGAUAUCGAGAACAGUCUUGUAGGAUCGCCGGAAAGGAUGCAAAUCAUCUCCAGAUGAUCAGAAAGUCCAGUUUCCUGCACAGCGGAUCCGAGAUGGCCGAUUAUCUCCACCUCCAGCUUGGCCUGAUGAAGCAGCGUCCGCUACCGCAAUGGCACACGGGUGCAGAGGGAUGCGGGAAAGACGCGUGAUGAGGAGAAGCGGAGCGGUGAUGGGGCUCAGGGAAACCCGUAUAGAACUCUGAUGACAUAUAGAUAGAUAAUUAUAUAUUUAUAUAUGUAUGGAAGAAUGUUUUUUCGUGAUGUAAGUUCGUUAAUGAAUAUAGAUAUAUGUAUAUAAAUAUAUAAUCAAGUCAAAGUUUAAUACUCAAUUAUAGGCGACCAGAUAUAUUUUCCCAGGACUCAAAAAAAAGGUAACUUCCGGUCAUUUGGAUGUUCGCCGAAUUUCUGGCGAAGUUUUCCGAAGCCUACUUAAGUAAAUAUAUAUAAUAUAUAUAUAUAAAAUAAUAAAAAAUGCCGUCACCGUCCGACACGAGCAGCGCGGCGUCGCUUUCUGGCUCGCGCGCAUUGUCGGGGAGCCGCAGAGGCGCUUCUGGCAGGGCGAGGGCGAGCGCGCGCGUGCUGCUCUACCUGGGACUGUGUCACCUCGCGCUCGGCGCCAUGGUGCUCGCGUUCAGCUUCACGAGCCUUGCGUUCAGCGCCUCUGCCCGCGUGCGCCAGUCCUGUCCUUUCUGGGCUGGCUUCUUCGUUGUGGCUUCUGGAAUAGUAGGAGUGAUAUCUUGGAGAAGACCCUUUACGCUGGUGGUAUCACUGUUCAUGCUGCUGUCGGCCGUGUGUGUGAUUCUCAGCCUGGCUGGAUCCAUGCUGUCCUGUCAAAAUGCACAGAUGGUCAAAUCGUACCUCACCUGCCAGGUGGAGCAUGGUCUAUGUGUAUGUUGUGACCCGAAACAGACAUGCUCUUUGAUGGAGGAUGAGACUUUAGUGCUCUACCUGCAUGCCGACUGCCAUUCAGUACGGCAUCAACUCAAGGACCUGCUGUUUAGUGCCUGUGGGCUUAGUAUACUCUCAACCAUCAUUUGCACUUUGUCAACCGUCACCUGUAGCAUCCAUAUUUUUUCUCUCGACUUGCUUCAUUUGCUGGCUCCUCACCGAACCCGCUCGGUUAACCCAGAAUGCACCACUCCUCAGGAUGCCUUUCUCACUAACAUGAUGGACUUCGAAGAGUUUGUCCCUCCCAUCCCUCCACCUCCUUACUACCCCCCUGAAUAUACCUGCAGCUCUGAGACUGAUGCUCAGAGUAUCACAUAUAAUGGCUCAAUGGAGAGUCCCGUGCCUCUCUACCCUACAGAUUGUCCUCCUCCAUAUGAAGCAGUAAUGGGGCAAAGAGACCCCAGCCAGCCAACUAAUGGUGGUGAACCUUCUGCUGAGAGGGGAACUUCUGUGGCUUUCAGUGGUGAAGUGUCAGGUGACAGCGGCUCUCUGCUAAUGUCUGAGAUUGUAGACAUCCCCGAUGACAGCUCUCCAUCAGAGGAUUCGUGUGUGCUGGAGGUGGCGUUUUCAGUGCGGACACGGGGACGAGGUGUCAGCGAGGGAGGGGAGGGCAUUGACUACCACAUCCCACAACCACCUUCAGCUCGCUGCUGCUUCAGAGGCGAAAGGUCUAAUUCCUGCUCCUCUCCCAGCACCUACAACACCUCCACCUUUAGGUCUCCAGUAAUGCGACGCCAGGCCCUGCUUGCCUAUAGUUGUUCUCAGUUAGAGAUGCUUGGUAGUGCUGCCUUCACACGCUCCUCUGUCCCAGAAAUCCUGGUGUGUCCUUGUUCUUCAUCUCGACGCGACUCUUCCUCUGACGCAACCAAUCCACGAGCUAUGCCCUCCUCAGGUGUAACUCGAGAUCACCUGUGUGGUGUGUCUCCUGGGCUCCAUCCGGUCCCUUGUGUCCAUUGGAGAUGUGGCCGGGACAUUAGGGAGAGUGAAGCCCCACUUCCUUUUAUGAGGUCCCACAGUGACCCAGGACUGAGCUCUUCCAGUGAUACAGGUGGCUUUACAGGCUCUGUAGGCAGCAAAGGAGUUGGUGAGGGUGGAUCUCAUACCUCAUCAGACACAGGCCGAUUGUCAGCUUGUCUACUGCUGCAGAAAUCUCCUCUGGUGUCCACUGGCACGCUGCCCAGGAAGGGAAGCCUGAAGGCUACCACAGAGCAACUACCCUCCAAACAGCCUCUGACCAGCUCUCUGCGCAUUCACAAAGGCUGCACUCAAUCUUUGGGAGACCUCAAGGUGACAAGAGUGCUGGUGCAGCGCUUGCUACAGAGGUCCAAGCGAAAUCUAGCCCUUGCCUCAGAGCAUACUGGGAACUGUGGUCAGAGACCCAAAAGGAGAGUGGCAGGAGAGGGAAACCUCCCAUUCGAUCAGGUCUUGCGCACCUCUUGGGGUGCCAGCAGAGGGCAGCAAUACCAGCAGCGUUCGCUUCACCAUCGCCGUGGGCACCACCAUUCUCACAGCGAGGGCCAUCCUGUCAUCCUUCAUGCUGAUCCCGACCCUGCGAGAACAGAGGGGAUCCACCUGCGCAGCUGCGGCGACCUGAGCUCUAUGUCAGCCGUGUCAUUGCACAGGCUCCAGCCACACGUCCAUACAUCAUCUGGAGCGCUGCAAUUCGACUCGACUCUUUGAGCGAAAGCAGGGCUUGUGUAAAGCAGUGGAGAUGAGAGGCUGUUUGCCAGGAGAGAGGGAAACCAACAUCUUGAUUAUUUGACAGUCAGUGGGACAGACGUGAGAUGUCAUCGUGAAUAAGAUGUAACAUCAUUCUUGACUUUUGUUUAUUUGGAUAAGUUGGAAAGCUGCAGAAAUCUGUGAUAUCCUCUCACAGAUCCUGAGAAAACCCUCUGAGAGAGAUGCUGACUGAUCCCUUUAUAAAAUAUGGACCCAUGGCUGCCAGUGCCUCGACAUCACGGUGGUGUUCUGAACUCAAAGGACAGUGUGAGGAAGUGAUUUAUCUCUCACAGUGCUUCCAGUCACUACACACAAAACAGCUUCCAUUAGUAAAAAAACUAAAAACUAAUUCCACACUGUUUAUAUGCAUAUCUAUGCUUGGUUCGGGUAAAAGCACUGAGCUCUUUGUGUGGGUUUUAUAGUCUGUUCUGGACCUCUGCAGAUCGAGCUAAAAGAUUGUGAAAUCUCAAAGGGCCAUCACACUGUAUGAAGCAAUGCCUGUAUGAAACAUUUGUUUUGGUUUGGUAUUUAGUUUCGACUCUUCAUCUAGAUAACGUCACAAUGUAGAGCGCUGACAUUUAUUCCUGUCAGUGAGUCCCUAAAAAACACUAAACAAUGCAGCAUAAAGCAAAAUGAUCUCCAAUUAACACACACACAUACUCCCAGUACACCCUCAUCACUCUCAAUCUAUAUAUCAUUCCAUUUAUGAGCUACGAUUAAAUUGCACUUUAUUUGCGUCGCUGCAUGCUUAAAAAAAAAAAAAAAAAAAAAAAAAUUAAGAAGUAACAUGAUGUAAUGGAUUAAUUGAUUAUUUGCAUAUUUUUCUUUGUUGGAAUUGGAUUCUUGAAACUGUGCAACAUUUGCUUGUUUAUUUUAUUUAUUUAUUUAUUUUAUUUGCAUGUGAGAGUUUUUCUUGUUUUUUUUUGACACAAAAAACGUGUGAACUAUGUGUCAGCAUGAUUAAGGAAUGCUGCUGAUAAGCAGAAUCUCUGGCAAUAAAAGGAUAAACAUCUAAUGCACAGUGCAUAGCUACAGAAUAAACUAAAAUAAGGAUUAGGGGCACUUAUUAUAUUUAUCAAAUGUGUUUUCUUGAUGUUGAAAUUCGGUUUAUGAUGAGUUUAAAGUGUUAAUUAUGCUUUGAAUGAGUCCUCUAAACAAGUUUUUCUUAGUGAAUUACAUGAGGGCCCACUAAAAAUUUAAAGGAAAAAUGGCCAUAUAUGGACGUAUAAGUUUGCCAUUGUGCUGAUUAGCCACUUUUACAUAGUUAAUAAUGAUUAAAAUGAAGGUAUAACAGUUAGAUAGUUAGAUUUUUUGUUUGUUAAAUAUUAGGUAAUAAAGUUUUCCUCAUAGCAUAGACAUUUUUAAUUAUUUGUUCAUGAAGAGCAUGAAGGUGCUAUUUCUAAAAUCGAUGUUGACCUUAGACCUCCAAGGAGUCUUAACAAAUAUGGACCAGCCCAUUAAAGUAAUAUAUGUCCCAGAGGAUAUGGUUGUUCUGAAUGGACUUGGUAAGAGAAGUCAAUAAAAACGUAAUAAUAGCAGCCUUGGAAUGCAACCCAUUUUUCUCAGCCGAGCCUGAUCAUUAGUGUCAAUUAAGUUUAUUUAAGAAUAAAAAUGCCUCAUGCCAGUGUAGGAUCUUCUAUUAAGGGAGAAAACUGGAGAACCAGAUCAAGUGCCGUGAACAACCUGUUUAUUAAUGUACAGAACUUGAACUCUCUAAAGCACUGAAAACAACUUGAAAAAGGAGCUUAAAAUCCUACCUCCUGCUUUGCACUCUUGAGGUAAUAUUAUGAGGGAGUUAAAAAUGUAUGGUCUUAUAAUACAGCCUGCACACACUGUCUGUACGGGGACAUUAAACUGGGAACUUUAUGGCAACUUUAAUAAUCAAAAGGUGAGCAAACGUAAUGAACUUUUAAUGCAAGUUUUAAAUGUAUUAAAGCAUAUUAAAUAAAAUGCAUA